ACUAGUGCUGUCCCUGCUCUUUCUCCUCGCUCGGCUCUUUGCUCUGCUGAAGGCUGCGUGGCUCUCGAAAUAAACCGACGUAUAACUUUUUAUAUUGUUUUUUUUGUUUGUUUAGUUUUUCACGUUUAAAUUCAAAAGCUUGCGACGAAUACAAAUGGCUCAACCGGUUCCCAGCAGUGUAGGGCGUGAUACAGGAUACUCGGAAAGCGGAAUCGUUUAAACUGAGCCACAACUUCAAACAAAUCAACGGCGGAACAAGUUGUAACCGAGAUAAAGGAAUCCGGCUUAGCCCUGCUCCUAUCAAGGUUCAAGUCAAGAUGUCUGUCAGUAACCACGAAAACAGAAAGUCUCGCUCUAGUUCUGGCUCCAUGAAUAUCCAACUCUUCCACAAGACGUCCCACGCCGACAGCCUGUUGACUCAACUCAACCUGCUGCGCAAGCGAAAAGUCUUCACGGAUGUUAUCCUGAAGGCCGGAAACCGAUCCUUCCCCUGUCACCGAGCUGUCCUGGCCUCCUGUAGCCGAUACUUCGAGGCCAUGUUCGGUGGCGGGCUCAGGGAGAGUCGUGACGCUGAAGUCAACUUCCAUGACUCUCUCCACCCGGAGGUUCUGGAGCUCUUGCUUGAUUACGCCUACUCGGCCCGAAUCAUAAUCAACGAGGAAAACGCAGAGUCUCUCCUAGAAGCCGGAGACAUGCUUCAGUUCCACGACAUCAGGGACGCAGCGGCAGAGUUUCUAGAGAAGAACCUCCACCAGUCGAACUGUCUGGGGAUGAUGCUGCUGUCAGACGCCCAUCAGUGUCAGAGACUGUACGAGCUGUCGUGGAGGAUGUGCCUGGCAAACUUUGCUACUCUCUUCAAGACAGAAGACUUCCUCAGCCUGCCCAGAGAUAAAGUCAAGGAGCUAAUUCUCAGUGAGGAGCUGGAGGUGGAGGAUGAGAGCCUUGUGUACGAGGCUGUUAUCGACUGGGUUAAGGCAGACAUGGAGCAGAGGCACAGUGAGCUGCCUGAGCUGCUGCGCUGUGUCCGCCUGGCGCUGCUCCCCGAAACAUAUCUACUGAAGAACGUCGCCUCAGAAGAGCUGGUGAUGUGCCAUAAGGAAGGCAGGGAAAUUGUUGAAGAUGCCGUACGGUGUAAGAUGAGGAUACUCCAGAACGACGGUAUUGUAACAGGCUUCUGUGCGCGGCCGAGAAAGGUCAGCCAGGCCCUGCUGCUGCUGGGAGGACAGACUUUCAUGUGUGAUAAAGUCUACGUGAUCGACAACAAGACCAAGGAGAUCACCCCCAAAACAGACAUCCCCAGCCCCAGGAAAGAAUGCAGUGCUUGUGCUAUUGGUUGCAAGGUUUACGUUACCGGAGGUCGCGGUUCUGAGAACGGAGCCUCCAAAGAUGUCUGGGUCUACGACACGUUACAUGAUGAGUGGUCCAAAGCAGCCCCCAUGUUGGUAGCCAGAUUUGGACAUGGUUCUGCGGAGCUCGACCACAUGCUGUAUGUUGUGGGAGGACACACUUCUCUUGCGGGAUCCUUCCCCGCCUCUCCAUCUGUGUCUCUCAAACAGGUGGAACAGUACGACCCUCAGACCAAUAAAUGGACGCUGGUGGCUCCGCUCAGAGAAGGGGUGAGCAACGCUGCUGUUGUUGGUGCCAAAAACAAACUCUUUGCCUUUGGGGGCACCAGUGUCAACAGAGACAAGUAUCCCAAGGUGCAGUGCUUUGACCCUUGCCAGAACCGGUGGUCUGUACCAGCCGCCUGUCCACAGCUGUGGCGAUACACGGCUGCAGCUGUAGUCGGCAACCAUGUCGUAGUGAUCGGCGGCGAUACUGAAUUCUCAGCCAGCUCUGCUUACCGGUUCAACAGCGAGACAUACCAGUGGUCCAAGUUUGGUGACGUGACAGCCAAACGGAUCAGCUGCCACGCAGUGGCGUCAGGAAACAGACUAUAUGUGGUCGGGGGAUACUUUGGAGCUCAGAGGUGUAAGACACUAGACUGUUACGAUCCAUCAUCCGACUCUUGGGACAGCGUGACCAGCGUGCCCUACUCACUCAUUCCCACCGCCUUCGUCAGCACAUGGAAGUACCUCUCAGCAUAGAGGGACGAACUGUCUGAGGUUUCUACGAUCAGCCAUGGUGUCUGGUAUUCAGUCUCCCUUCACUGGCUGCAGAGAGGAGGAGGAGGAGGAGGAGGAAGGGUUUGUGUAUUCCUGCUGUGGCUCCAUCCUAGCCUGAUUCACAUUAUCUUCAUCUGCAAAGGAGUGGAGGCCUGAUUCCUGGAAACAGCCCAGAGACUGAAAGUCUGCGGCCUCUUUGCACCUGAUCUGUUUACUCGUCGUUCUUGUGUAACUUUCCCAUGUCGCCACUAGCCUGAGCUGGACUCGUUGCCAUGUAUACUGCAGGGACCUCACAGUCGUCUCUAUAUAACAUGCAAGCCACAGCCAGGAAGCAGACCGAUAGCAUAGAUGUGUGCUCUGGGCAAAUGCCUCAGAUUUUCUCUUUCCACCUCCUGGGUCAAAUAAGCUACUGUGACUGUGUCGGCCCUGCACUGCUCAACUGACUCACUCCAUCAUCAAAUGUGUAUUAUCUCGCCAGUAGAUUACCAGUUUAACAGACUCUGAAAGGACUUAUUAGUGUCUCUCACUGACAUGUUGUUUUACAGCGAACUUAAAAAGAAAGUCGGCUGUGCUUUGUUGUGGUUCCUCUCCCCUCCUGACACUGGGCGUUUACUCAGGUGUAAUUUAUUUGGAUUGCUGAUAGACUGAAUUAGACCUUUGCUCUGCCAGGCGUAUGGGGAACUAGAGAAGACAUUUGGGGAAGUGUAUGAUUUUGUGCACAGAAACAAUCUUCCUGUCUGUAUUUUUAGACGUUGGACUUGGGCUUCCCUCAAUUUUGGUGAGCUAAAUUUGAAUCUUCCUCCUCAACUUAAAAUACAAGCUCGCAAGAGAGAAUGUGGCCCGUUACGGCUGAAGAAGAUACUUUUCUCGUUUUUUCAAACUAUGAUUUUGUCAUUUUGUUGUUUUGUGUCUCAGGGUUUUGUAUAGUUUUUGCCUGUAUUUGUUCAAGGAAGGGAAACCUUUUUGUUUCAUGUUUUCUGUUCUGAAUACUUUUUUUUUUUUUUUUGUGAAUGUACAAGUUUUGUGAUAAAUAAUUUUACAGAACUGUCUCCUUUAGAAAACAUUCUUACAUUGUGAAAAUGUAUGACUACACUUAAUAGCAGGGGUCAUAUUUAAACACAAUAACACAAAUAUUGCCAAAAUACAAAUAGCUAAUCUUAGUGUUAUUUUGGACUUAAAUAAUGGAAGCUAUGUGUUUCCAAAGUAGUUAACUUUGUAGCUAUAAUAUCUGAGUAUCUUAAAUGGAAGUCUUUUGCGUGUGUAUAGAUUGUAUACUUGCUUUGUAAUUCAUUUGUAGAAGCCUUUGAUUUGCACAAUUUGUACAAAGAAAUCUCUUAAUGGUCUUAAUUUUUGUAUCUUUAUCUUAACCCAGCUUGGGUAGUGUGAAUAAUCAAAGCCUUUUUGUAGCACAUAAUUCUGUUAUUUCUCUCUCAACAAUCAUUUCAUUUGUGUACCGUUUUCCAAUAAGUCAAAUAUACUGGUAUGUGAAGCUGUUACUGACACACCAUCUGUUACUUCAUGUUCUACAGCUCAGAACUUGUCAAUAAAUGUCAUCUUGUUGGGAACAUA
Molecule: messenger RNA, 3674 nt
Organism: Seriola aureovittata
Lineage: Eukaryota; Metazoa; Chordata; Actinopteri; Carangiformes; Carangidae
Gene: enc3
Product: ectodermal-neural cortex 3
Exons: 4
Coding region: 318-2087 (589 amino acids)
Molecular function (GO): protein binding
Source: RefSeq, a predicted model, not a curated record